AUGGAAAUAACCGGUUUCACUGAAAACCAAUUGAUGGUUCGAGAGGCUAUCAGCCAAGUCUGCGCCAAAUUCCCAAACACGUAUUGGCAAGAACACGAUCAGGAUGGGACCGACCCUAAAGACUUUCACGCGGCUCUUGCAGCUGAUGGCUGGCUUGGAGUUGCGCUACCGGAGGCUUAUGGCGGUGCUGGCCUGGGGAUAUCAGAAGCAACCAUCAUGAUGCAGACAAUUGCCGAAUCUGGAGCUGGUAUGGCUGGCGCUCAGGCAAUACAUGCGAACGUUUAUGCCACGCAGCCAUUGGCCAAAUUCGGCACAAAGGAACAGCUCGAAGGGACAAUACCCAAGAUCAUCUCUGGAGAGUGGCGGACGUGUUUUGGCGUCACGGAACCCAAUGCCGGCCUCAAUACCCUCUCACUCGCGACUGCAGCAAAGAAACAAGAUGACGACACAUACUCCAUCACUGGUCAAAAGAUCUGGAUCACCUGCGCUCAAGUCGCAUCAAAGAUGAUCCUUCUCGCUCGGACGAAGGCUGCCGAGGAGGCCCCCAAGCCCAGUCAGGCGCUCUCCUUAUUCUGCAUCGACGUGGACAAGAGCAACCCCGGGAUUGACAUUAAGAAAAUCAAGAAGAUGGGCGGCCGUGCGGUGGAUGCAAAUGAGGUGUUCUUCGACAACUACCGCGUCCCUGCCAGCACCCUGGUCGGCAAAGAAGGACAAGGAUUCAAGAUUAUCUUGGAUGGGAUGAACGCUGAAAGGUGCUUACUUGCCGGUGAAGCACUAGGACUAGGAUACGCUGCCCUGGCAAGGGCAGCAGGCUAUGCUCGCGAGCGCAAGGUCUUCAACAGACCCAUUGGCAUGAAUCAGGGUGUUGCUCACCCGCUAGCCGAUGCGUACAUGAAUCUCGAGGCAGCCAAACUAGCAACCUACCAUGCCGCUCGUCUGUACGAUGCGAGUAUAACCGACUCUUCUAUUCGACAAGAUGCUGUAGGCAUUGCAGCAAACAGUGCCAAAUACUUGGCAGCAGAGGCGGCUUUCAAAGCAUGCGAGAGGGCGAUAUUGGCUCAUGGUGGCAUGGGAUAUGCGGCUGAAUAUGAUGUCGAGCGUUGGUUCAGAGAGUGCAUGGUGCCUCGCAUCGCUCCUGUUAGCAGAGAGAUGAUUUUGAAUUACGUCAGUGAGAAAGUACUAGAGCUGCCGCGAAGCUAUUGA
Molecule: messenger RNA, 1203 nt
Organism: Ascochyta rabiei
Lineage: Eukaryota; Fungi; Ascomycota; Dothideomycetes; Pleosporales; Didymellaceae
Product: Medium-chain acyl-CoA dehydrogenase
Exons: 1
Coding region: 1-1203 (400 amino acids)
Molecular function (GO): flavin adenine dinucleotide binding; acyl-CoA dehydrogenase activity
Source: RefSeq, a predicted model, not a curated record